This is a messenger RNA of Cataglyphis hispanica, 1746 nucleotides long. RefSeq lists its product as uncharacterized. The transcript has 8 exons. NCBI's taxonomy places the organism in Eukaryota, Metazoa, Arthropoda, Insecta, Hymenoptera, Formicidae. The record is from RefSeq and is a predicted model, not a curated record. Bases 194 to 1576 code for a protein of 460 amino acids.
GAAACCUGCGCCUAAGAGAGACCGCUAUGUCGACGUAUACCCUGCAGUGCUCCCCCGUUGCAACCCACGUAUACCCUUGUCUGGCGAUUGUUCGCACAAAGAAACAAUCCCUUUCAAGAAACGGACGCUGAAGCAAUCUCGAAGCGAUAAUCGUCACACCGGAUCACUCUUGCACGCAGCAUUUGGGAUAUGAAUGAAGACCCAACCCUUUCACCUCGAGGUUCUGGCAGUGCUGCUUCUAUCUGUGAUUCCAUGGCCUGGUCCCAGCGUCUUUAAAAUAUCAUGUCCCCGCAAUCGAGCGUCCGUAGUGAGGAGGAUAGUUCAUAAGAGAUGGAUGCCAAUACUGAAGAAGUAUCAGGUAGAAUUGCCAUUGGAAUGUCCGUUUCACGAAAGUCGAGAUAUCUUUCGACCGCAACAAAAGGCAAAGCAUCAACACAGGCCAUCGCAAUGGACCUGCGGUCUCUGCGGCAAAUCAUUUUAUGCCGAAAAACACUUGGACGCCCAUUUCGAUAACAGACACAAAAGCAAUGUUAAUACGGCGGAAGAUGCGGUAUGUUUGGCGGACUAUUGCGAUAUCAUGCGCUGCGAUGUGUUGGGUAACCGCGAUUUCGAGAACUCAGUGGACGACGACGGUAACCACCUGAAUACCGAUAUCCAAGUGUGGCGCGAAAAUACCGAACAACGGGAACAAAAGCGUGGCGUUUCCAUCGUGCCAUGCGAAUCGCGUGGACUCGCCAGGAUGUAUCCUGCCGGCAAGUCCUGCACCAUCGCUGGCGGUGGCGCAAUGACGAAUCUGCAACGUUACUGUCAUCGCGAUGACGGUGGCGACAUGCACAAUCAUAGACUAGCGAGAUCGUCUUAUCAUAAUGAGAUCGCCGGGUCGGAUAACAAGAGCAACGGUUGCGACGAAGAGGAGGAUGAGGACGAGGAUGAGGAGGAGGACGCGGAGGAUGAGGAAGAUCUGGUGGAGGCGGCAUUACCUGCCGUCGAAAAGAAGCAAAAACGACGAGGGCAUCUGCAUCUGAGGAAAAUCAAAUCCCAUUGCAAGCCGGAGGAGCUACAAAAGCUGAAGACCCAGUGCGAAAUACUCGUGCGCGAUUGCAUCGCUGGAUUGCUCGCCAAUCUUUCUGUGCGGGAUUUUCAGGAGAUCGAAGGGGAGCUGAAUCGUGCGAUAUGCUGGUAUCUUAGUUGUGACAGAUACUGGGAGGACACGAAGAGGCCGCAACGUCACACACCCUGGUAUCUGCUGACCAUUUUCAUGUUGGUCCUGUUCUCGUCUAUCUACGCGUGUUACUAUGUCAUUUGGGUCUGCUUCAACACUGCGGACGAAGACAAGUUGGAUGGUACCGGAAGCAUAGAUUACAACGGAAGCACGGAUCGUUCGAGUACUUCUCCGUUGCACGACUCGAGUAUUCAUGGCGAAGGCAGAUUGGAAAGACGGAAGGGCGAUCACGGGGAUGAGAAUUCACCCAUGUCGAGCGAGGACAUGCCCGAUCAUUAUAUUUACGUCUCAUACCCGCCCGAGCUGAAGCGGCGACUACUGGAGAGCUGCUACAACAGAACCACUCGUCUAUGAUCGGGAUUUGGGAGGGAGAAACAUACCAAAAAACGCGAUGGCAAGAUUUUAUCCUGAUCCCUGCACAAAAAAAGAAGGCAUUCGAGGUUGAAACUCCUCAUUCUCAUCUUUCUCGUUAUCUUCGUGUUUUUGUAUACCGAAUGUGAAUAAACUGCAUCGUGGAUACGACA